GUGUUUGAAUGCUGUCAUAACAGCUGUCGAGCGGGGCGAGAGUGAGGAGGGGAGAGUGAGAAAACUCCAGAGCACCGCAUGGCUCGGCAUCAACACCAGUCUGAGUUGGAUUUUGCUUACCGUCCAAACUUGUUUUAGGAAUUCAACAUGUGAGUGGGCUUUGCAAGAGGAGGAUCCACCUAGAAUGUCAGCUCUGAAGAAGGUGGUGCCAGGCAUACUGCAGAAGCAUUGCUGUAUCUUCCCGAACAGGAACACAGGUGUGAAGAGGUUGCUGAUGAAAUUGAAGAGCAGGGAGAUAUACUCAGAAUCACAGUGCACACUGUGUGGUGAACCAGAAGACCAGCAGUAUUCAUGGUCAACCCCACCAUACUUCGAUGAGGAAAGCUACUCCCCUCUACCCAAAAACAUGAAGGGUCUCUCUGGUGGCCGCCCCACCCACCUCCAGCUCACCUCUCCCACCUCAGCCCACACCUGUGGCUAUGUAGAUGUUGACCAUUCCCUGGAGCAUCAUUUUCACCAUGGAGAUUCACGGCCCCCAUCCUACCUCCUCAGCCCGACUGAAAGCUGUCCCCUGGAAGGUCGUCACCGUUUCUCACCAAGGAGCUCCAUCCACUCUGAGUGCAUGGUGAUACCAGUGUCCAUGGCGCCCACGGACCACUCUGUCGCAUGUAGCACUUUUCCACGCAUGCACUACGGAAGUGCUUCGCGGGACAGCGGGGGCAACACUUCUGGUGGCAGGGAUUCCCGGGAUGAUGGUGGCUCGUCAUCACAUGGUGGUAGCAGCAAAAUGAACCGAAUCCCAGCAAAUCUUCUAGACCAAUUUGAGAAGCAGAUGCCGCUGCACCGGGAUGGCUUCCACACAUUACAGUACCAACGUACAUCCACAACAACCACAACUACAGAGCAACGCAAUGAAAGCCCUGGACGGAUACGCCACUUAGUGCACUCGGUACAGAAGCUCUUCACAAAGUCACAUUCUCUGGAAGGUUCCUCCAAGAUGAACGGUAACAAAAACGACUCACACCGGGACGGCUCGCAUCAUCAUCACCACCAUCAUCAAGGCCACCACAAACACAGCAAGCGCAGUAAGAGCAAAGAUCGCAAAGGUGACGGGGGCGGGAGACAACGGUCGGGAGGCUGGUGGAGCUCAGACGACAACCUAGAUAGUGACAGCACAUACCGGCCACCAAGUGUCAUGUCCCGACACCCCGUGGACCAAAUCACUCACUGCUACCCUGACUCAAUGCACAGCCACCUCGCAGGUGACCUGUCACUAAAGACUUCCAAAAGUAACAAUGACGUCAAGUGCUCAGCGUGUGAGAGCAUAGGCAUGGCACCCGAGGGAAAGUUCAUGAAGAGGAGCUCCUGGUCCACGUUAACAGUCAGCCAAGCGAAGGAGGCCUACAGGAAGUCUUCGCUCAAUCUGGAGAAACCAAUGACGCCAACAGACCUCAAGCCCAACCUCAGACCGUGUCACUAUCUACAGGUGCCCCAGGAUGAAUGGGGAGGUUAUCCCAGCGGCGGGAAGGAUGAUGAGAUUCCGUGUCGACGAAUGCGCAGCAGUAGCUACGUCAAAGCCAUGGGGGAUGAAGAGAGCGGCGAGUCGGACUCCAGCCCUAAGACAUCUCCCCAGAAGUUGGUGCGGCCAGACGCGCUGGUCAAGGCCAUCAUCAGACCCAGAGAGCUGCUGGACUCUCAGAGCUCUUAUCGCCUGGAUAAAAUCAACAGUGACAUGCGUAACUACAUCACCAAUUUUGCCGCAGACUUAAGUCAGAGUUACCACUUGCAAACAGCCAUGCACCCAAGCAUUGCCCUGGACCCCACUGCAAACUACAACUCUCCCAAGUUUCGCUCCAGGAAUCAAAGCUACAUGCGGGCAGUGAGCACCCUCAGUCAGGCAAGCUGUGUUAGCCAGGUGAGCCAGGUGAGUGAAACAGAAAUAAAUGGCCAGUUUGAAUCGGUAUGUGAGUCGGUGUUCAGCGAGGUAGAAUCCCAGGCCAUGGAUGCACUGGAUUUACCCGGCUGCUUCCGAACCCGGAGCCACAGUUACCUGCGAGCCAUCCAAGCCGGCUACUCUCAAGAUGAUGAAUGCAUCCCACCCAUGGCCUCCACAGUCACCUCCACCAUCAGAUCGACCACAGGCAUCCAGUUCUGCCUUCCUUUCAACUGCAGCAGCAUUGAGCGGACACCCCAGCAUCCCCCAGCCAUUACCUACACACCAAGCUACAAGAAGGCCCCUCCACCUGUCCCGCCACGCACCACCUCAAAACCUCUCAUCUCCAUCACAGCCCAAAGCAGCACAGAGUCCACUCAGGAUGCUUACCAUGAGGGAAGGCACCCCCAUGGAGGAAUGUGGGGACCCGAUGGCCUGACCCUGGGCCUGAGCUCCGGCAGGGCCCUCUAUAACUCCGUUGAUAGCCUGGACAGCGCCAAGGCCGUAACUAUAGCCAUGGAGGCAGCUGGAGUCAUGGCUGGGAAAAGACAACCAUCCACAAACAGCCACAGUUCAAUCGUCACCUGUGACAAGGCCAUCUUGGUGUCUAAAGCUGAGGAGUACCUCAAGACGCCUCGAUCUUCUAUAGGAAUACAGGUGGAAGCUGCCACAGACUCUGAAUCGGAAAGCAAAGGCUCCCGGGAAUACCAUUCUGUUGGGAUCCAGGUGGAGGAUGACAAGAAAGGGCAAGGCCGCUUCAAGCGCUCCAACAGCGUGACUGCAGCCGUGCAGGCAGACAUGGAGUUGGAGGGUUUCCCCACCAUGGAGGACAAAGGCCUGCAGUUUGGCGGGGGCUUCCAGCGCCACUCAGAGCCCAGCACACCCACCCAGUAUGGAGCCGUGCGAACCGUCCGCACCCAGGGGCUCUUCAGCUACCGCGAGGACUACCGUACCACAGCUGAACCCCCGAGUCCCCGGGAGACCACCAGUGAGCCCACGUGGCAGCUGGAGCCCCCCUCCCCGCAGGAGAAUGCCGUCCCAUCUGGUGAGUCAGGGCGUAGCUCCCCUUCUCUAAGGAGAGAUGGGAGCUGGUUCAUGCAACUGCUGCACACUGAGACCAAGAGGAUGGAGGGAUGGUGUAAGGAGAUGGAGGCUGAAGCUGAAGAAAAUGACUUGUCAGAGGAGACCCUCGGAAAAAUCAGAAGUGCAGUGGGAAGCGCUCAGCUCCUCAUGUCACAGAAAUUCCAGCAAUUCUAUUGGUUGUGUCAGCAAAAUCUGGACCCUAGUGCCAUGCCGCGGCCUACCUCACAGGACCUGGCUGGGUUCUGGGACCUGCUGCAGCUCUCCAUCGAAGACGUGACCAUUAAGUUUGACCAGCUGCAGCAGAUCAAGAGCAACAACUGGAGGCCCAUAGACAGUCCGGAGAAAAAGCCUACAGCUCCAGUACCAAAGAAGACAAGUCGACAGAAAAGUCUGGUGACCAGAGAGAAAUCCUUGGACCUGCCUGACAGGCACCGGCAGGAGGCUCGUAGACGGCUGAUGGCAGCCAAGCGGGCGGCCUCCUUUCGGCAGAACUCAGCCUCAGAGCGAGCGGACAGCAUCGAGAUCUAUAUUCCCGAGGCUCAAACUCGACUUUGAGAAGUUAGGGUCAGGGGAAAACUUGUCUCCCUGCUCACCUAGCCUUUUUCUAGACUUCUGUUGUCUCUUCCUUUACCCAUCCAAUCUUAGAAGCCAUCCUCAGUGGCCCUGGCCAACGUCAUCAACCUGUAGGAUGUGCCUCUCGUCCCGAUAUUAGCAGAGAUGUAUAUUGAACAUGGGUUGACUGGUUUCCCCACUGGUUCUCUGGUUACCAUGGUACCCAAACGACACAACCUCAUCCAGCAUCUUGUGUGUUUUUGCUUAUUUUUGCCAACAUCUGCAAAGUGCCAUUUUGAAAAGUGCAGCUUUGAGAAACCUACCAGCAACCAGACCUUUGACCUAAAAAAAAAAAAAAAAGAACAAAUAGCGAUACAGGCAUUUUAAAUAGCUGAAAACAAAAUCUCCAACUCAUUCGUUUUUUUAGUCAUGACUUGUUUCCCAAACUUAAUGUGAAAUCGAUAAAGUGCCAAUCCUGACAAUACCUCAUCUCUGUGCAUGUGGCACCGAUCCAACCGAUGUGUCAAUGUGGUUGUGGUCUUUUUUCAUGAUAUUGCUAGUUCAUUUCAUCAUUUAGUGCCGUGUGCAUUUCACAUGCAUCUCAUGGUCUUGUCAUUUACUUGAACCAGAAUACAAGUCUCGUGCCAACAUUUUACAUGAGAUCAAUGCAGGUGGGGGGGAAAAAAAGAGACCUGCGAUCAAAACACGUACACAACACGUACACAAAUACACUGAUGCAUUUACUACGAUUACGUGUUUCCAAAGGGAAGUAUACACACUCUAGUUAACAGCAGUGCUGCUGUAUUUUCUAAAUAUGAACAGGAACAAUGUUUAUUUUCCCACAGUGCGCCUGCCCCCUAAUUACUUUUGACAAACCUGGAUUGUUGCAGUGAUCACAGCCACAAAACCACUCUGCUUUGUUUUACUCCGAUCUACUGUGCUUAUCUCAGGCCCCAUUCAAGCAGCACCCUUGACCACUUUCGAAAUACAAACAGAACAUCCAGUUUUGAUCCCUGCGACACUGACCCCCCUCCUACAAGGGAAGAAUAAAACCUUUGCAAAUUAUUCAGCACAUCAUCUAAGCUUGUUUGUCCCAAAACUGUGAUAUAUAUGUAUAAUAUUUCACAUGCCCUUGGUAUUACUUUUGCUUUGAGGUGCUCUCUUUAACUUUAACUACUAAGCUGCAUGGAAAAAACUCACUGAAUUGGAAUUUAUUCAUCACAAAAUUCAACGGGGUUUUCACCUUGUGGCACAACACUCAGGUGUAAAUAGAGAAUAAAUUGCUACACUUAAAUCUUAAAAAUCACUUUUCCAAGCUGUGCGAGCCGCUCUGUGGCAUAUUCGCUCACCAGCCACAGCAUUAGGUGCACUUGCACAAGCUAAUGAGGUCCAAUACAAACACUGUCAAACAUUUUUUUGUUUUGUUUUGCAGGUAAUUUCAGGUAAAUGUUGUUGUAUUUUGCAAGAAAUGUAGAAGUGCACUGCAUCCAGUAUACUGUAAUAGUAGAAAGACACUUUAUCACCACUCUGACAGCGUCAGUUAUCUUCAUAAAUGCAGAUUAUUGUACACAGGUAUUCGUCUUGAGCCUUAUUAGUUGUUCAGUGGUAUUUAAUGUAGUUUAUCCAUAAAAUUCACUCCGCUUAUGUCGGUGAUCAGUGUUAAGGCCAGGAAAAUUCUUCAUAUAAUAUUUUCUUCACUCAUGCAUUUAGAGUCUAUUACAUGUGACGGCGUCCAAAGUGCGUUGAUGCCUAACAAUGUGUAAGAAUAGCAAGAGUUUGAAUAUGACAAAAACACGUUUUGAGUUUUGGUAGUGCUGUGCUGACAGUGACGAAGAGAAGGUGAAUAUAAGGUCGGAGACUGUCUUGACUUUAUUUCACCACUGCCACCCUCCAGUGGCAUAUCGCGCAUCCAGCUGUCACGCACACACACACACAUACGCAUCGGACAUUUGCUCUGCAUCAGCGCUUUUUCAAAACAAAGAUAUGAAACACUCGUUUUAUUUCUUUGUUUUUAGGGAGUAUACCCAGCACAUACAUUUAGCAGCCACAGCCUUAGGUACACCCGCACAAUCUGAUGGAUCUUAUUAGGUGUGCAAGUGUACUACUGCCAUGGAUUACAGUACUGUAUUAUACUUUACAGUACAGUUUACUUGGCCGUUUUUACACGUCUUCAGUAUGUAUUCACUCACACCUUUAGUGACACACUUGAAGAAAACACGUCCCUUCAGAGAGUUUAACAGGGUGACAGCAGGAGCGUGAGGAUGUGUGAUGCUGGCCAUUUGUCAGAAGCAGAGACAAUCCCUUGCUGUUUGCACACAGGCAGGCUGGCAGGAGACAGACCUUGCCUGACAUAUUUUGGCUUCGAGGAGAUGUGAGCUCCGUGUUGGGCCCCAUACUACUGGCGUUGCGUUCUGUUGUGCGGCUGCAGGGCUGUUAUGUGAGGAUCGCUGUACGCUGCGCUGGGUAUUUUCAGUCUGCCUUUUGACGAGGCAAAGCAGUUUAUGUAAGAUUUUUGGGUCCUUGGUAAGAUCAAGCAAACAGCCUCACAGGGGCCUUCAAAAGCAUGUGUUGAGAAAUGCGUUGCUGAAUCACGGUCUUUACUGUUCAACUCUACUGUGUGAGUUUCUCUUCCCUCCAAUGCACAAUUAUGCAUCCUGACCUCAUUUGCAAGUUGGAGUAUAAAGCGGCCAUUGCAAAUUGUGAGAUGAGUCAAAGAUAUGACUAUUUUUGCAUCCUCAAAUGAUGGGCUCCUUGCAGACUGCCAUUGUCAACCUCAUCAACACCUCAAAUGAAGCAUUGUCCCGUGGGCACUAGGCCUGGGAUGAUAAUAAAUUAAUUAAUUAAUCGCACAAUAAUCAACACCUUGGCGCGUUUGUUCCAUAGAACAAGGGCAUGAGUGAGCCCUUUUGUCAGUCAUACAAUCUCUGUCUUGGUGGGUGGAGGCGGGGCACCUGUCAUACACACAGAGUGUAGAAAAGUGUAACGUAGUAGAAAUUAAAUUAGUAGAUUGCAAUUUAUUGUCCUAUAGUUUUUAUAUUUUUAAUUGUACUUUUUUUUAAAGUACGGUAAUGUUAAAAUCUCAUCUCGUUCUCGUAGAGCCAAUCUCGUGUAUCGUCUCGCCUCGCGAACCGUGUCCCGUGACACCUGUAGUAUGUAGUAUUCUACACCAGUCACUAGGUGUCAAUGUUUCUGUAAUGUUCGGUGAGACACACAAUCACCACACUUGAUCGCCGGAACAACAGGCUUUUAUUGCAGGUUUGAAUAAUAAUCCCUAAGAAAAACUGAAACUCACCUCUGAACGGCCAACAUUUUUUCCUGUCCACCACUCACUCUGCUGUCUUAGGGAACACAUUUAUAGGAACACACGCAAGAAUGAUUCUUAUUUGUCUUAAAUGGCCUAUUUAUUAUUACAGGAUGUCUACUAUAUUGGGUAGUAUGUAAAGGUGACUAUAGGGGUGUCUCUAGAGGCCUCUAAUGUUACAAAAUGUAUUUAGAAGGUUGUAAACAGGUUUUCUAUGCUCUAGCUCCGAAAAUAUUACAUUUAUAAUCAAGGAAUCCUACUUAGUGAAAAUUCACUUAUCAUGCUCGCAUCUGGAACCAAUUAACCACGAUAAACGAGGGAUUACUAUUUCUUACAAAGGUCAGUACAACCCUCACAUUUCAGCAAACAUUUUAGCAUACAGUAUAUCUUCAGGGUACAAUUCUGUACAGCUUGGAAAGCAGUAUAUAUAUAUAUAUAUAUAUAUAUUUUUUUUUUUUUUGUCGUCUGAAAAUAAGUCAACACAACGUCGUUGUUUUUUAAACAGCUGGCAGCAGAACUAAGUACACCACAGAGAACAUGUGCCACAGCGCCAUUGUUAUCUAGCACUGCCUUAAUCCUGUUGGUAUUGAACUCACCAGAGCUGUUAAUGGAAUACUCUCCCACUCCUCUAUGAUGAUGUCACAGAACUGGCGGGCUCCUUGUGCUCGUCCACUUUCCGCUCGAGGAUGUCCCACAGGUACUCAAUUGGGUUCAGGUGUGGAGACAUACACUCCUGAUCAAAAUUUUCAGACCAGUUGAAGAAUUGCAAGAAUUUACAUUUCGCACUGUUGGAUUUUAAGGAGGUUCUAAGUAGAGCUUCAAAAUGCAAAAAGAAGAAAUGGGAGUAAGACAAAAAAAAUAAGGAAGAAAUUUAUUACAAGCAACCAUUAAACUGAAAUAGGUAGUUCAUCAGCUGAUCAGAAGUUUAAGAGCAUAGCUCAUAAAAAAACCUAAAAAUGUUCUCAAUUGAAUUUAGAUCAGGGGAACAUGCAAGAUGGUACAAAAGAAGGAUGUUAUUCCUCUGGAAGAAAGCGAGCAUUGUAAACUGCAGUGUUGUCCUGUUAAAAAAGCCAGUCAUUACCACACAGUCAUGAUGGAUGCCCCCUGCAACAUCUCCACAUAGCCAACUGCCAUAUGACGCCCCUGCACAACCUGAAGCUCCAUUGUUCCAUCGAAGGAAAAAGCACCCUAUAUCAUGAUGUGCCACGUGGGAAACAUCUCAGAUGGGAUCUCCUUGUCAUGCCUGUAAUGUUGGAAGCCAUGAGGACCGUCAAGGUUACAUUUUGGCUUAUCAGAGAAUAAAACUUUCUUCCACCUUUCAGUUACCCAUGUUUGGUGCUCUCAUGCAAAUUCCAAACGGCCAAUUUUGUGGCGUUGAAGGUGUUUUUUGUUCUUAAAACCUUUCUCUCGCCGAUGCCGUCUGAUGGUUAUUGGGCUGCACUCGGAACAAGUAAUAACCUUCAUUUGGGCCGAGAAUUGUCUCGUGUCUUGGCAGACAGCCAAUCAGGUCCUCCAACUCAGGGCCGGUGACUUUUACCACUUGACGUUUUUGUUCCGUAACCCUCAGGAUCUUUUAAGACAUUUAAAAUGACUUCAGUGACUUGACAAUGUCUUACUGCGUCCAACUUGCUGCGAGAGGCCUUGCUUAUGUAAAUCAACAAUCCGACUGCAUUCAAAGAGAGAAAGCUUUUUUUGCCUUUGCCAUCAAGAGAUCAUGACAGUGUGAAUACCUGACAUACCUGCCAGCUUUUUAAACAAAAAUGGCUCUGUUUACUUAUUUUGGAAGGAUAGUAAUUAUAUACUGCUUUCCAAGCUGUACUGUGGUUACUUUUAGGUACAUUUAAUUUUUUAUUUUUCUAUAUAAUAUUGUCCCUAACGUCCAUAAGAUGUUUCCAGCAAGCAAUACCGUUUGGUUCAGAUCAAUACACCUGUUAUGUUAGUCUUUCAACCAUGGGUGUGAAGUACGCAGGGAGCGUCAUGAGCUACGUACGUAGCAUGAUGUCAUGGCAGCAGGACAGCAUGUCUUCUUCUUAGGCCUCCUUCAAUUUAUGAUGACCCUGGGAAAAAAAAAAAGUUUGAUUUGAUUGUCCUGCUGGAACAGCGCUGUCUGAACAAUGUGAUUGUUUCCUUCUAUUCUGUAGUGUCCCCAAAGCACACAAAUAACUUGCAGGAUUUAAUAUGACGGCAGACACAUGGUCUCACAGCCAUGCAGCAAGUAAAAACUGAAUCGACUCCGGCUGUGCUGUUUAGGCGGGCUCAUAUCAUUUAAGCAAGCAACAAUUAUUUCUGUUAUUUCUAUUAUUACUGAUAUCUGAUAUUGUCCUUCAUUUCAUUAGUGAUGCCAAUAUCACCGAUAUAUACAGCUUUUAUACAGCUCUUCCCUCAAACUAACGUUGCGUAAUGAACACAUUAUGCUUCUUCUAUUGGAUGAAUUUCACACAUAAAGACUGUUAAAUACCGCAAUAUGCACUACAAGUUGUAGCAAAAUGCCAAUACGCUGCCUGAUAUUAGAUUUGAAGUAUUGGAGGAAGACACCUUACUCCCCCGUUGCAUCACCAGCGCUUUAUGUCAUGUUCUGCAUGACAGGUUGGACUCUUCCUGUCUUGUGCUCUUGAUUUGGUUUUCUGUUUCCUGUUGGGUGCGAUAUGCAGCGGUUUUGUGGUAGCUGGAAAGCGCGUGAGGCUGGAAACGUUUUCUCAUCGUUCGUCAUAGUGGUAUCCAAAGUGCUGCACGGGGGCCAUUUGCGGGCCGCGGCUUGUUUUUUUUAUUGGCCUGUGGCACAAUGUAGAAAUAAAUAAACAAACAAAAAAAUAUUGGAAAAAUUGAGGAAAAAGGCCGAAUGUCAGGACUAAAAGCUGAAAUGUUGAUACUAAUAAAGUUUUUAACGCUUUGUCCUGCAAAGCUUUGUAUAUACAAUGCUUUUUUUGGCCUUUUUAUGAAAUAAAAAAUAAAUAUAAAACUACCAAAGUGGAUACUUACAUCUUUUGAGUUUUCAGUAUACAGCCCUCAGGGGAAAAAGUUUGGACACCCCUGAUUUAGGUAGAGCCCCAUUCCACACAAAGAGCGAAUCGUACCACGUUUACAGCCAAAUUCUACAGUAUAUUUACAAUCCGAAGGUGAAACUUGGAAAUAAUUACAGACCGCGGACAUAUUGAGCGUGCUUCCUGUGGAGCACAGUGCGGUUUGAUGAGGCCUCACUCGGGUACCAAUAUAAUUAUGGGACGAAAAACUGAUGAUCUGAUGAUGUGAUAUCUCAUUUUGAUGCAUCGGCCGACAGUACUGAGCCCAGCCACUAUUUGAGGACAUAUGGUGUGUUGAUUCAGAUUUGUGCAAUAGUGUUUUGCAAGUGUUGGUGAGUGCAAAAGCCAAAUAAAGAACAUUUACUGUCAUUUCAAAACCACUGACAGUUUCUGGGGGUGAAAAGUCUAUAAUUUAAUAAGAGAUCCUCUGUGGCUGUUUUCUGGAGGAUGCUCAUCUGGCAGUCACAUGAUGCAGUGAGAACUGAAGGCAGCCCCUAUUGGCAGGAAGUCACUGGAGUGAUGAUGAAUUAAUAGUAAGUCAGCCACCGUAACCUUGUGAAAACCCCCUAGGGCAGAAAUGACAGUAUCACAUUAAAAAAAAGCACGAGGGCAGCAAUCCACUCCAAGUGCCAUCUUUUUUUCGCUUAUAAGACUUACUGUAAAAUUAGGACUCAGCCACACGUCUCAGAAGAGUUUCCCAUAAGCAAAUCAUCUCUGCUCCACCUUCCGUCAUAUUUCUAAUGUUUCAUCUGUGGCCUCACUUCUGCAUCGACUGUCUGUGCGCUCUUAACGGCAGAAACAGCGACGUGAACUAUUUCGGGGGGGGGGCAUUUUUCCUAUUGAAGACGUUAACAGAGAAACUUUAAGAUUCCCUUGGACUUGGGAUGUGAAAUAAUUGGAUGAUCACAAGGCAAAAUAAGAAAAGUAGUUGUUUAGCGAAAACUAUUUUCAUCUCUUGUAUAGCAUAUCUAUAGUGAGGAUGAAUAUAAUGCCAAAUAUUCAUUAUUUGUAAAGAAAUAUAUAUAUAUAUAUAUACAUACAGAUAUAUAGAACAGUAUAUAAUUCUAUAUUAUGCUCACCUGAAUCAACUAUUUUCUGCUGUUGCUCAUGUUCUGUUGUCACUUUUUCUUUCUGAUUUUAUAAACUGCUACGAUGGCAUGAAAAAUACUGAUUCUGAAUGUAGAUGAUUUCUUUAUUUAUGAAGUCACCUUUUUACAGAUGUAGCCUACAUUUGUUAUGUUAUUUAUUUUAUAUAUUGACCAUUUCUAUAUUUAUUGAUUUCUCUGUGUGUGUUAUUUAAAAGCUUUUGUUUAUUUAUGGAACCUCGUAUGUGUUGAAAGAUUUGACCUCAUUGCAGUCAUCAUCCAGUGUAAAUAAGUCUCGAAAAUUAAAUUUUUGGACAAAAAGUUUGAAACAGCUUGUCUGUGUGCUUCCUAUAUGUGUAAUUUGAAUAUACAGUUCACAUACACUCACGGGGUUGGGUAUUUUAUUGAUCUUGCAUCCUUGCAACAGUUCUUUUUCCAUUGGGAAUGAAAUGUCAUUUUUAAAUGAUUCAAUUUAUUUCUACAUUUUUCUAAUGUAGAAUUAAGU
Dunckerocampus dactyliophorus (ringed pipefish) is the source of this 11479-nucleotide messenger RNA. RefSeq names its product discs, large (Drosophila) homolog-associated protein 2a (gene dlgap2a). The coding region runs from base 185 to 3571 and encodes 1128 amino acids. Gene Ontology annotation, molecular function: molecular adaptor activity. NCBI's taxonomy places the organism in Eukaryota, Metazoa, Chordata, Actinopteri, Syngnathiformes, Syngnathidae. The transcript is spliced from 16 exons. The record is from RefSeq and is a predicted model, not a curated record. Gene Ontology annotation, cellular component: glutamatergic synapse; postsynaptic specialization. Gene Ontology annotation, biological process: signaling.